AUGUUUGCGGAUGGAUGUUCCAUUAUAGUGGUCAUCAACAAUCAGAAGAGUACCGUUACACAUUACCCUUUUCUGUAUAUGAUUGACCAAGAAGGUGGAUGCGGAGGAAACAAUGACCUAACUAGGUGUAGUGGAGGUAUCAAUUCCCUAAACGAAGCAAAGAGACAACAUAGUGUGGGUGCAUAUAGAAGAAUGUAUGCCCUAAUUUCCAAGAUGCCGAAAAGGUUACUUCGAAGGAACAAGGGUUUCCACGAAGCGAAUAAGCCGACAAUAUUCUACGUCAAAAUAUUAGCUCGCACUCGUAGCUAA
This is a messenger RNA of Lactuca virosa, 309 nucleotides long. NCBI's taxonomy places the organism in Eukaryota, Viridiplantae, Streptophyta, Magnoliopsida, Asterales, Asteraceae. The record is from the annotation of a GenBank genome assembly.